AUGGCAUCCGAAAGUAGUAACACUUCCCCGUUCCCAUACAUUGUUCAGUCACAGCAAGGGAGAGGUCCCCAUCUUGAGGCGCAACCUGGCCUCCAGCAAGGCCUACUGGGCAUGACAACUGUAAGCGAAACUUCUCCGUCUUCUCCCUAUACACAGGGAUUUCAUAUUCAAGGCAGCUACGGCCCGCAGAGAGGCCCACUUGUUGGUUCAGAGGCUUAUAACAAUGAUGAGAGGCCCUACACAUCCUCAAUGCAACUGCGCAUGUCACCACCAUAUAUUGGCGUUGAACCAUAUACAGCGGCGGAGGGCACCUGGUCUGGACCUAUCGUGACUGGAAAUAUGGAUUCAUUUGGAUCCAGUGCUGUUCCAGCCUUAUCUGCACAUCCUUGCUCAUCCUCAACCCCAUGCCUAGACCCAACUGUCACGAUCUCGGGGUUAGCAGCGUCUGCCGGUUCAUCGAUACUUCAACAACCUUUACUUCAAAGCAAUCAGCCAAGUUCAGACCAUCAGCAUUCUUCACCCCUUCUGGGAUCUGUGCGACAAAAAAGGCAACUCGAACCAGCGGAGACGUGGGGACCACAAGGGUGGCUUCAGAAGAGAUUGAGGGGGGAUACGGCUUCAGUAGAGUCCCCACCUAUGCCCACAUUGGAGUUCAGAGACCUGCAGGCAUCAGAAGAGGUGUUUGGUGGGUUCAGCAUUGCGUGGUGGGACACUCCUGAGGCGGACGCCGACGACCGGCUGACGAAAGCUAUUGAAGGUGUUCCCCAUGAGUGGCUUCCACCUCCUUUGGACACUUCUGCGCUCAGUCCAGGUUUAAGCGGAGAUGGAGUAAGCUUACCAGUUGCAUCUGCCUGGCAAGAGGAAGCUGGGGAACCGAGUGGUUCAGCGUCGGCUCCUGGACAAUUGUUGCACAAUUAUGAAGCUAUCCAGUGCUCUUACUCUGCAUGCACUGGCCAAACUACGAAUGUUUCCUCCGCCUCACUCUCUGAAAGCUACGGUCCACAACCGGGAACUUCGGCGCAAGUUGUUCAGACCCAAAACGCUUUCUACAAGCUUCCGCAGGUGGACGCAAGCGCGCUUCUGGACGUGUUCUCCAUUAAGUCGGCAUUUACGUACAGCAGUAGUCUGAAGGAAUGGGAGACGUUUAUGGUGUACAUUGAUGCAACCCUUUCAAAGGAAAGUCUUUCUGAUAGCGAAGCGAACGGGCUGCUUCGUAUCUGCGAACGGCUUGUAGGCCAUGCGUACCACUUCCAAAGGACAGCGGUCUCAGAUCUAUCACCCGCCAAUGCUGUACCGGUCUUGGGGGUUCGGUAUUUGAUCCUGGAGUCACUAUUGCAUGCAUCGCAAGUUCUGGGGGGGGCGAUGCAAACCUCACAGUGGUGGCAGAAGCUCGUUGACAAGAUUCCUUCGAGUGUGGAUUUUGAUCCAGUAGAGUACCCCCAGCGUCGCUGCCGAGAUUAUGCACUUCUAGCAUUGAAACUGAGUUCAGCAAUAGAGUCGUUGAAACAAGGCAUGCGGCUACGACCAGCUGAAGCUGCCUCCCUCAAGAAUGAGCUGUUAUGCAAAAAAACGUGCCAUCGAGCGUUCAGGCGCUCCUUUUACGACAACUGGCGUUGUGAGAACGGGAGGACAAAAGGUGACAACGCGGAUUAA
Eimeria acervulina is the source of this 1653-nucleotide messenger RNA. RefSeq lists its product as hypothetical. The transcript has a single exon. NCBI's taxonomy places the organism in Eukaryota, Apicomplexa, Conoidasida, Eucoccidiorida, Eimeriidae. The coding region runs from base 1 to 1653 and encodes 550 amino acids. The record is from RefSeq and is a predicted model, not a curated record.